CUGCCGCGGCGCUCGCGUUCCACAAAUGCACUCCACCUCCUUCGGCGUCUCGGACAAGCUUCAAUCGGAGCUGCAGCGGGCCUGCGGCGGUGCUGCCGUCGGCGGGCUGCAGAUCCACAUCCGCAACGAGACCUUUGAGCUCGGCGAGACGCUGCCCACGGUGUCGGUGCCCGCGCUGCUCAAGGCUGCGAUCACGCCGCUGCUGGACGAGCGGGCGCCGUGCUACCUGCUGCUCUCGCUGCAGAGCGAGUGGGCGCUCGCCAGUUGGGUGCCCGACGCCGCCGGCGUGCGCGACAAGAUGCUCUACUCUUCCGGCCGCGAGGCGCUCCGCAAGGCGUUUGCGUCGCUCGGCUCUCUGUCGUACGAGGCGCACUGGGCGGGGAAGGGCGAGGCGGACGUGGAGGCGCUCUUCGCGGCGCCGACCGAGGAGAAGGCCACCCUCGCGCUGAUGACAGGCACCGAGAGGAUGGCGCUCGAGGACGCCAAAGCAACCGCCGUCGAAGCCGCCUCCGGCAAGGUUUCCUCUGCGUCCCUCGCCUUCCCGCUCACCGCCGCCGCCGCCACCGCGCUGACGGCGUUCGAGAGCGGCGGCCGCGACCUUCUCCUGCUGCACGCCGCCGACACCGAGAGGGCGCGGCCAGUGCGCGAGAUUGCGCGAGGUAGCCCGAGAGUAGGCGCGGUGCUCGCCUCGCUGUCGGGCCGAGGGCUCGAGGUGUCGAAGUCGCUCGAGGGCGAGCCCUCCGACCUGACCCACGAGCUGCUCUCCUCCGAGCUGAGCGCACCGGAUUACCGCAACAAAUACUAUUGA
Molecule: messenger RNA, 808 nt
Organism: Emiliania huxleyi CCMP1516
Lineage: Eukaryota; Haptophyta; Isochrysidales; Noelaerhabdaceae
Exons: 5
Coding region: 26-808 (260 amino acids)
Biological process (GO): barbed-end actin filament capping; actin filament depolymerization
Cellular component (GO): cytoplasm; actin filament
Molecular function (GO): actin monomer binding; actin filament binding
Source: RefSeq, a predicted model, not a curated record